AUAUGAAUGAAUGAUACUAUUGAUUAUGUACCUCAAAUGCUUGUUCGUACAUAUUUUAUCAAAGUAUAAAGAUUUCAAAAUAUUAUUUAUUAUCAAGUAAGUAAUUACCAAAAGAAGGCACCAAGCCGGGAAGACUGGUGGUAGAUGUGCUCUAAAUAUCACUAAGGAUGCCAGUACGAGAACAAAAGCGCAUAAGGAUGAACGAUAUCAAAGGUAUCUGAUUCACUAUCAUGGUGUUGACUCCUAGAUAUCCCCUUGGACUGGCCGCAGCGGAUGCUGGUAACGGAUGCUUUUGUUUGUUAUAUUUAAUGUUGUGUCGAGUUUACCGCUAUGCGUGCGGCUUAGUGAAUGGAGAUAGCGGCUUCUAGUUGUGGUGAACUAUUGUCUGUUUUUUAGUUUUAUACUGGACUGUAUUUUUCAGGCUACAAUAUAUGGUGUAUAUUGCUCUGUUGUGAGAGUUUUGUGGUUGUAGGGUGGGGCUGUGUCAGGCUUUAAUUCCUCCUGCAGUACUGUAUUUGAGCUCUGGUUGUGAUUUAGUGUCCUGUUAUUUACUGGGUGUUGCUAGGUCUGGGUAUGUGGCUGUUGUUCCUUACGUCGUUGUUUCUAUUUUACAAAGGUGGUAUAGGUGAAGAUUUAAGGCUGUGGUUACUGUGGACGAGACUAGUGGAGGUGUUGUCCAGUGGUACAGUGUUACACUCUGAAGAUGGAGACAUCCUCAUUAUGUACGAGGAUAAAACUUGGUGAUUGAACCUUCUCAUGAUAUAACAAUAAUUUGUGCGUUAUAUUUAUUCUUCAGUCGUUGUGCCUUAUUUACAAGCUACGAUACAUGAAGCCCCGUUUAAUUAUGGGAAAAACUUGGCAAAGUGUUUCUGCUGCUCUCACCGGUGUCGUGGUGUGGUGAGGCACAAUGAGGACUGUGUGAGGGCGGGAGCGGUGAGUCCCGCGAAGUGCUGAAUGCAGGAUCUGGUUCCCACCACACCUGUAGGCCUAGGCCGCUCCACCGUCACCAUGUCGGACUACGUAGGGGAGAGUCUUGCGUGGGCGGGCGGUCACGUUAUGCCGCCCGUGGCCCUCGUGUCUGCCAGAGAGACUACCACCUCCUGGCGCCUACCGCGGGACGCCAGAAUAGUGCCGCGGCCUUCUUUCAACAUCCCCCGCAGCGCCACCGUUGCCUGCCGCACCGCGAGCGGGGCUUCGCGCAGCAAGAGACCCGCGGUGGCCGCAGCAUGGGGUACACUGGACCCAAUGGCCACAGGCGCCAGUCGGGAAGCAGGUAACAUGGCCCCGGAGCCGCCUCUUGUUACCGUCCAUGUAAACAAUAAUAGCUGUGCUGCCUCUGGCUCUGAGGCCUUCUUCAACCUGACACAACAUGGCGGCCGCAGAGGCACGGCCAUCUCGCGCUCGUCGUCCUGUGUGUCGGCUAUCAAUCGGGGAGCUUAUAAGAUACAUUCAUUAACUCCAGCCGCCACCUAUAAUGGACUUGGAAGACGUGAAAGUAUAGCUCACGCCGGCCGACGGCUCGGGCGAAGCUACAGUGUGGCUCCGGGCGAUGGCGUGCUCUCUGUAAUGGCCAAAGGUGCCCAUGUAACUGGCCGGCGAGCUCAGAGACUUCGACCACACCUGUCCUUCUGCUGCGACCAUCACGUGUACCACCAGCACCAGCAUCUCACCCUCCAGCAUCAACCAGCAAAAUACCAAAAGACUUACGGCCACACCGAGCACUUAGACAAGGCCCUCAACGGUACUAGCGGAUCCAUGAUGCUGGGAGUAGCGACGUCCCCGCCCGUGGUGACACAGCCCCGUGUCCUCUACCCAUCUGUGGGGCCUGGCAAGUGGCACCAUAGUGACCACGACGCUGCAGGCUGCACGUGCCGACCGUGCAGUUUGGGAGUGGUGGUGGCACGUGCUUACAAGGCCGUACUCAGGGCCGCCUCCUACUGUAUGUUCCGGAAAUACAAGGGCGAGUUUGACCUGAUGACAGCGAACGGUGAGUACCCCGUCUUAGUACAUUACGUGUUUGUGGUUUACCUGGGGUUUACCUCGAGUCAGUUCAAGAGUUCUUCUACUCACCCCUGACAGCUGAGUGGACAGCGCUUCGGAUUCGUAGUCCUGAGGUUCCGGGUU
Molecule: messenger RNA, 2124 nt
Organism: Procambarus clarkii (red swamp crayfish)
Lineage: Eukaryota; Metazoa; Arthropoda; Malacostraca; Decapoda; Cambaridae
Source: RefSeq, a predicted model, not a curated record